AUGGACAAAUUACUACUAAUUCUUAUAUUACUGGUGUUACUGGGCGCGACAAAGGCAGAUGACUGUAAUAACGUGGACCUUGACUUCAGCGAGUUGACAGAUCUGUUUCAAACCAGAAGAAACGAUCGAUUUUUGUUACGCAAUUUACCCAGAGUGUUGGAAAAGAUACAGUGUUUAGACCUAAAGUUGAACUAUCUUGUUGAGGAGGUAGAAUCCAUGCAGAGAAACCGAAGGUCAUCGAACCAUCAGUUACCAAAGAUGACAAGUACAAGGAAAGUUAUACACAGGAGGUCACGACAUUGA
Ylistrum balloti is the source of this 303-nucleotide messenger RNA. RefSeq lists its product as uncharacterized. The record is from RefSeq and is a predicted model, not a curated record. Lineage: Eukaryota; Metazoa; Mollusca; Bivalvia; Pectinida; Pectinidae. The transcript is spliced from 3 exons. The coding region runs from base 1 to 303 and encodes 100 amino acids.